Messenger RNA from Python bivittatus (Burmese python), 5193 nucleotides. NCBI's taxonomy places the organism in Eukaryota, Metazoa, Chordata, Lepidosauria, Squamata, Pythonidae. The record is from RefSeq and is a predicted model, not a curated record.
ACUGAAGAAACAGCCAAUGACAAGGGUGAUGUUGGAAAAGACGAGUAACGAUCAGGGCGGCUGAACAGUUUAAAGUAAUAAUAAUAAUAAAGUUUCAGAUCCAGCCGACAAUAGAAUUUGCUCGCUUUUUCAGUUACGCGCCACGGGCGGGGGCAAGAGAGACGCCUAAACAUCUUGACCGGGAGGAGGAAAUUAUUUCUAGAGCAAUUUUCAAGUCUGCGCGUCUUCAUGGCUAGAGCUUUUUCCGAGGCAAUGUGAAUGGUGAAGGUGCACCAAUCUCUCCUGGACAGUUGUUGCAUGUUUAUGGAGCUGUGGACCGGGGUCAGCUCAUCGCCCCUGCGCGUCUUCCGUUCCCUGGGCAAUGCUGCAGCAGUUGCCGCCGCCGCCCCCCCUCCUAAGAGGACGUGGGCUGUUCGGCAGAAACUGACCUGGGUGAAGGAGGAGGAGGAGGAGGAAGCAGAGCCUGUCCCCCGGCGGCCGAACCCAUUACUAUGGCCGUGUUCUGCUAUGCGCUCAACAGCCUGGUGAUCAUGAAGAAGAGCAGCGAGGAAGAGGAGAAGAGCGGGAGCUGCAGAGGAGGCAGGAGCAAGACGCCGCCUGCGAUGCGCAGGCAGGUGCCACCUGAGGUCGUCCGGGGAAGCGAAAGGCAUAGCAGUUACUGCCCUUUGCCUCUGGGCAGCAGCGGCAGUUCCAGCAGCACCCCCACGGCGUUCCUCUUCCCUCCAGCUGAGCCGCUGCGUGCCAAGGAGGAGGCGCUCACUCCCAGGACCCCUCGAGAGCUCAGCAGCCCUAGCUGGGCGAGCCCCCCGAGCCGGUCUCCUUCCCCUGGCUGGAAAGGGGCUUGCCGGACGUCGCGGGUCCUCCAGCGGGAGCUGCAGAACGUGCAGGUGACUGAGAAAGUGGGGCUGUUCGAGGCGCAUAUCCAGGCGCAGAGUUCGGGGGGCGCCACCUUUCCUCUAAAGAGUCCCCGCCUGCCCAGGAGGUCGCCUUCCCCCAGCCGACCUCGCGCCCUGCAGCUGUUAGAGGACACCCCAUCAAGGCAACGGGAGAUAGAGGAGGAAAUCAAGGAGCUCGAGAAGCUGUGGUUCCAACUGGAAACUACAGGGAAGGCGUUGGAGCAGGAGGCAGAGAAGGGCUCCGGGGACCCCCAUCUAUUACAGGUGGCAGGCAAGGUGAAAACGGGCAGUGGGUCUCCAACUACGCAGAAAGAAAACGGGCUGUCUGGAGAGCAGCCCCCAAAGACGAUGCAGUUGGCCGAAGAGGACUCUGGAGCACAGGAUUCAGAAGAGGUGAAGAGCAGGAGCCAAACCUGGGUGUGGAACUCAGAUCAAGGGCACGCAUUGUUCAAAGGGCCCAGUUCUGACCAGAUGGGGAGGGCGAAUGGGAUUUCCAGGACGCAGGAGUCCAGGUUGGCAGAAAGGGGCCUGUGGCCUAUUGAGAGGGAGGGCUUUGAGGUGAGAAGUCAGCCUCUAGAAGAGGAACACUCCAAAGAGAUGGAAAGCAGGAGAAGCUGUGAGGAAACUUGGGGCUCGGACGAGAGCAGUGGGAUGCAGCCAGGUGAAGGCAAGGCGCGACUUUCAGGGGGGCCAAGCAAGGUGAGCAGCUGCUGCGAGAGUCUAGGCUUCUUAGAAAUCGGGCGCGGGAGGAGGGGCUUUCCUGGAGGGCAGGGCUCAAGCGCCAUAGAGAACCCCCUUGGAGAGCCGCUCCCUCCAGGAGACCCGUCUUGCCUUGCCAGAACUGACGGCAAGGAGGGUAGCAGCAGCCUGCUCACUUUGACAUUCUCUGAGCCUUGGUCUGAGGUUAUGGCUGAAGCCCAUGUUGUUGGGCUGCAAGAACAGCAGCCUCCAUCAGGGACCUCUGCAGCCGUACCACAACCGUGGCGGUCCCUAGUGGAAGGGGAGAGCUGCUAUGGAGGCGCAAGCAUUCCUGCCGUUAUUGUGACAGACUUGGAUGCUCAGGAGGAGGAAAAGGCAGGAGCAGCUCCCCCAAAGGACAUGCCAGUCAGGAAGCUGUCUUCUUCCUCAGCUUCUUCCACCGGCUUCUCCUCAUCCUGGGAAGAAUCUGAAGAAGAUAUCUCCAGUGAUCCUGAGCGAUCCUUGGACCAGAGUCCAGCCUUCCUGCAGACCCUGGAUAAACCCAGAGUGAGCAAGUCAUGGCGGAAAAUCAAGAACAUGGUGCAUUGGUCCCCCUUUGUUAUGUCUUUUAAGAAGAAAUAUCCCUGGAUCCAGUUAGCAGGGCAUGCAGGUAGCUUCAAAGCUGCUGCAAAUGGGAGGAUAUUAAAGAAGCAUUGUGAGUCUGAACAGCGUUGUUUGGACCGUUUGAUGAAUGAUGUCCUUAAGCCUUAUGUUCCUGCCUAUCAUGGAGAUAUUGUGAAGGAUGGGGAGAGGUAUAAUCAGAUGGAAGAUCUCCUGGCUGACUUUGAUUCUCCUUGUGUCAUGGACUGCAAAAUGGGAGUUAGAACCUAUCUGGAGGAAGAGCUAUCAAAGGCCAGAAAGAAGCCAAGUUUGCGGAAAGACAUGUAUCAGAAGAUGAUUGAAGUAGAUCCUGAGGCUCCAACUGAGGAAGAGAACUCUCAACGUGCAGUGACCAAGCCUCGAUAUAUGCAGUGGAGAGAAACCAUAAGUUCUACAGCAACGUUAGGGUUCCGGAUUGAAGGAAUAAAGAAAGAAGAUGGCACCGUGAACAGGGAUUUCAAGAAGACUCGGACAAAGGAACAAGUCAUGGACGCCUUCAGAGAAUUUACAAAAGGAAACCAUAACAUUCUGAACAGUUAUCUUAACCGGUUGAAAGGGAUUCAUGAUACUUUGGAAACAUCACCGUUCUUCAAGAGCCAUGAGGUAAUUGGGAGUUCCCUUCUCUUCAUCCAUGACAAGAAGGAGCAGGCCAAAGUAUGGAUGAUUGAUUUUGGGAAAACCACUCCACUUCCAGAGGGACAAGUUCUCCAGCACAAUGUGCCCUGGAUAGAAGGGAACAGAGAGGAUGGCUACCUCUGGGGACUGGAUAAUCUUAUUGAGAUUCUAACAGAGUUGUCUCAAAGUGAAGAUCUGCAUUAAAGCCAAGGGUCCAGCUCUGCCACUGUCCACAACCUAGUUCCUCCAACUGACUUUCUGAUCUGCACUACAAGACACUUUUCUUCCACCUUCUCUUCCAGUUCUAAAAUUUAGAAGCUCCUUUUAUUUUAUUUAAGGUAUAAAUAUGCAGUGACGUACCCGAACAAACACUGAACAUGAAGUUAAAGUUAGACAAGCCAGAUAGUAAUGUUGGCCUUACGAGUUAGGCCUCCUGCAUCCUAAUAUGGAAAAUAUUUUUAUGUAAAAAAUCUGAUACAGUUCUUAACGUGCCUGAGCACAAGGAAGAUAAUGCCCUAGUCUUGUUUAAAUUAUAUCUAGCUAAUAAUUGCCAGAGUGAAGGAUGCAUUUGUAGUUAUCUGCUGCCCUCUCAUGUCAAAAGCUAGCAUUAUUUUGGGCCAUUGAUGUUGAAAGCGUGCUUAUAUUGGGCAUUUUCUUAUAGGUGUUCUUUCUUCCUGGGAACCUUCCACAAAAGGAAUGGUAACAAUUUAUAUUUACUAGCUUCCCUAAAUAUAAGAAUAUGAAUAUAAUAGUUCAUAGGAAUAAUUAACAUCAGGUAGAUUUUUCUACGUAAGGAAAUAAUUUCUUGUUGGCUUAUACUUAUUGUGCAAUAUUUACAUGGUUGUAGCAACUGCAAAAGUUUGCUUUUGUGGGUUACAUUACAUGGUGCAUCCAUUUAGCUACUGAAGUUUGUUUGGACUACUGAGGCAAGGGUCUGAUCCCUUGUCUAGCCUUCCAUUGGCUUGGGAUGACCUGGUCGCAUGGCAGCAAAGGGGUUGCUGCAGAAUGACAAGGGCACUGACUGCCAUCCUUUGGGUGUCUUUUUGCUGGCACUGCAGUCCCUUUUGAAAAUGACAGUACAUUCUCAGGUGAACUCCUGCAAAUCAUUCCAAAUCUCCCAUUUUAAGAAGAGGCAUUAACUAGACCUAAAGCAGAGUAUUAUAAUGGUAAGCUUCACAAUAUUUGUAUGCCUGCCAAGGAAUAUGGAAGAGAAAGGACAUGGUAGGUAAUUUGGUAGGUAAUAUAGGCAAGACCCUCUAAAUAAGGAUUUGUUACUUUCAGUCUUGCGAAUAUAUCUAAGUCUCUAUUUAGGGCACAGAAGUUGUUUUAUAAGUUCCUGGAACAUUUGAAUUAGACGGCUGAAGUCAAGUGGUCAGCUACUGGGAGAGGAAGAUUAUUGGUGCAUUUGAUUUUCUUGGAGAACUCACAAUGCUGCAGAAACCUUGGAAAUUGAGACUGAGUUUAUGUUACAAUUUUUUUCUGAGCCAUUUCCUGGCUGUUUUUUUAAAAUCUUUCUAUAUUUAUGAUGUAUUCCAUAUGCCUCUAUAGUCUGUUGCUACUAUUCUUCCAAACAGUAAUGUUGGACCCUGUUGCUUGUACCUGGAGGUGCUGCCCUUGGAACAAGUGUGUAUGUUUUAGAGGGUGGCUGUUGGUUGGCACAGGGUCCCUUUGUAAGCUUUUCAGAAAGAUUCUGUGCCAUUGAGUGUUGCUCCAUUCAUAUAUCAGUAGGAUAAUAUUGCUCAUUCUUCAGCGCUGUUGUAAAUAAUUGCUCUGCUUAGAUGUUUUUCCCCUUCAGGCUUCCUAUGCUGUUUAAUAAUAGCCUUUGCUGAAAGUGCCUUAUGGAUGAGUAUCUGUUCCACUCAGUGUCAUGGAAAAGUGUUUUUGUUUUUUUGUUUUUUUUAAUACUAUUUAUUGCCAUACUUUUAGUUAUCUAGAACACUAAGUCUUAAUGCAUGGAAUCUUCUAAAGGAUAACGUUUAGAUUUUGAAGUCUCUUUCCAUAUUUAUGGAAAGGGGAAGACCGUGAAGCAGCAUCAGUUCAUCCUAUUUUAAAAAUGUAUUUAGCUUUUAAAUUACUUCUAUUAUAUACUUUUUAAAUUUUUUUAAGCUGGUUUGUUUGUAAAAUAAGAUUCUUUGCUUUACGGCUUUUAAAGAAGUGAAAUAUUUCUCCAGAUGUCUUUUGGAUCUUUCUGGAGGAUGGAACUAUUGCUGUGAGGUUAUUCUCCUAACACUUUCCACACCAUUCCCCUUGAUUAGCAAGGAGAUAAAGAACUUGCAGAGUUAUAGAACAUCACCAGUGCACACUGCCUGUAAGUCAACUUAAAAUAAAAACAACAUGAUUGUUU